Messenger RNA from Adineta ricciae, 606 nucleotides. The record is from the annotation of a GenBank genome assembly. NCBI's taxonomy places the organism in Eukaryota, Metazoa, Rotifera, Eurotatoria, Adinetida, Adinetidae.
AAAGAGUACGAUGCGAGUCUACAAAAUCUGAAUGUACACAAUUCGCAUGAAAUCAAACCAUUGAUUUUGUUUCAUUUAAAUUUAUGUUUCAUUUUAGGAGAAGAAAUAACAUUAACAAGUUCGCUUUGUUAUAUCCCCGCACUUGUUCCAUAUCAUUCUCAUGAUAAACGCCCAGAAUAUUUAAUUUAUGCUGGAAUUGUAUUCACAGUAUUAACUCGCUUUUAUCUGUAUGAAUGGGGUAAUAAUGACUGGGCUCAGAAAGCUCCAGAACAUUUAGUUAACUUAGCAUAUAAUGGUAAAUUACAAGAACUAACUCAACAGAUCGUUAUUAUGGAUCAAAUACUUUCUGAUGAUGUUAAUCAUGGAAUCCCUUCAGAUGCUAUAGAUGCUGUAUUAAAAACUGUGAAUGGUAUCAAAAUUAAGAAUAUUAAGCAUCUAGCAGAAUUAAUUGAUGAAAUAUCAAAUAAGGAAGAUAACGGUUUUAUUCGAUUUGAAACAGAAUCCGAAGAAUUUAUUGUAGUUCAGUGUAAUCAAGCUAAACAAUCAGAAGAAAGAAUUUUAAAACAAAAUUCCAUAGCCCAUGCAAGAAGUGAACAUUUACGUUAA